Molecule: messenger RNA, 667 nt
Organism: Clunio marinus
Lineage: Eukaryota; Metazoa; Arthropoda; Insecta; Diptera; Chironomidae
Source: the annotation of a GenBank genome assembly
AUUGACACAACCUAUCGUUCGUAGAAACUCAGAAAAACGCAAAAAAGCCCAAAAAAUUCAUCAAUUAAGUCAUCAAAAAUUUAAAUAUUACAAAUAUGACAAAUUACUCAGAAGAUCAACUAGCUGAAUUCCAAGAAGCAUUCAAUUUGUUUGACAAUCGUGGAGAUGGAAAAAUUCAACAACAAAAAAUUGGUGAAUGUCUUCGUGCUUUGGGUCAAAAUCCAACUGAAUCUGAUGUCAAAAAGUUUACAAAUCAACUGAAACCUGAUGAGAGAAUAUUUUUUGAAGUGUUUUUGCCUAUUUAUCAGGCAAUAUCAAAGCAGCGUUCAGGUGACACUGCUGAUGACUUCAUUGAAGGAUUGCGUCACUUUGAUAAGGAUGCAUCAGGUUUCAUAUCAUCAGCUGAAUUUCGGCAUUUAUUAACAACUCUUGGUGAGAAACUAAGUGACGAAGAGGUGGAACAAUUACUGAUCAAUCAAGAAGACUCACAAGGCAAUGUCAACUAUGAAGAACUCGUCAGAAUGGUCAUGAAUGGUUAAACAUGAUCAUCAAUAUUUUUAAAACAUUUUUUACAUUGUUUUCUUUUAUAUACCUAUUAACUUCGGAGUGAUUUUGAUAACUUGAAAUAAAUCAUUAAAGACAUAAAGAAAGUUCGCCACAAAGUCAA